CUGCAAACUCCUGCGGACGAUCAUCCGCUGCCUGCUCGUCUUGCUUGCACCCAUGGCUGCCAUGCGGCGCAUGCUGGCCGUGCCGCUGACCAUUGGCCUCCUAUGCCGAGCACCUUCCACUUGGGUUCCGCAGGCCAUACCACGCCGAGCCGUCCUGGUCUCCUUGCCACUGGCCUUGCCCGCCACAACAGCCCUGGCGCAGGAAGGCCCAGAGCAGCGGAUGGCACUGUAUCGCGGCAAGGUGGUAGGCUUGCGCGAGUCGGCGGAGUGGUACCGCUUCUUUGUGGGCGACGUGGUCCGAAGGGCGCGUGGAGAAGACUCCCCCGAUGGCUUGAAGGCAACCGAUUCGGAGUGCGGGGGUGGCCUCUGCAACGCUGGGAAGGCUCUCACUGAGCUUGAGGGCCUUGUCUCAGCAGGUGGUCCCAGGCAGGGCGGCCUCUCGCAGAUCGAACGCGCAUUGACCACGCCGAUGUUCUUGAUCGUGGGAGCCGAGGUUUGGGACCCGGAUGCCAGCUACGUCGAGGAUGCCCGGAAGGCGGCGGGGAAGUUCCAGCAGACGAUCAAGGAGCUAGGUGUUGGUUUGCAGACCAAGAAAGAUCCCGCGGCCGCAGACAAGCUCUACCGGCGAAGCUUGGAGGAGCUGAACGGCUUCUUCAAGGUCUGCAACGAGGCAGGUGCUGCCAAGCCACAAGACGUGCCUUGGGCAGCAGCGCUAAGCUGUGGCUUGAAGACAGAACACCGAUGACAAGUCAUGGUGAGAUGGAGUGACCAAAGGCACAGCUGUUCUUUUCAUGACGUUGGAACGUUGGAGGCCAUCGGUACUAGUGACAAGAAGCUCGUAACGUUGGAGGCCAACCCAAAUAGUUAAGUGCAACACUCCGAGCGUCUCAUGGUCCGAGUCCUGUUCAUUCACCACAUCUUCCCAUCAGACCGAUCAGACCGAGCUCGCUCUCCUCGAGGCGAGCCAUCCGCCGUUUGCAGCGCGGUAAGCGCGGUCUCCGGUCGGAGUUUUAUCGCGGUCUCUGUGCAGAGAGCCGUCGGACACAAAAGAUGCGUGUUGGCCAUGUUGGCCAUGGAAAAAGGGGGCCAUGUGGCCCAUUGAACAACUCUUCUUCGUCCCGUCCCGCCCAGUGCCUGAAAGCCGUGCACAUAGAUGCCCACCGUUCACCAAAUGCUGACCCUGAAGGGAAAGGUCAUGUACCGGUGCCAAAGUAUUCUCGUUAUGACACCUUAUUGUUUCUGGUUGAUUCUUGAGUAUCCAGUAUCUAGACUUGUCAUGAUCAUCACCCACUCCAUGGGACUGGCAUAUGAAAUUCUACACGGA
Durusdinium trenchii is the source of this 1324-nucleotide messenger RNA. The record is from the annotation of a GenBank genome assembly. NCBI's taxonomy places the organism in Eukaryota, Dinophyceae, Suessiales, Symbiodiniaceae.